Molecule: messenger RNA, 1488 nt
Organism: Aspergillus clavatus NRRL 1
Lineage: Eukaryota; Fungi; Ascomycota; Eurotiomycetes; Eurotiales; Aspergillaceae
Product: S8 family peptidase
Exons: 3
Coding region: 1-1488 (495 amino acids)
Biological process (GO): proteolysis
Molecular function (GO): serine-type endopeptidase activity
Source: RefSeq, a predicted model, not a curated record
AUGAAAGGCUAUCUCAGCCUAUCCUUGCUCCCGCUGCUCGCGGCUGCGUCCCCUGUGGUCGUUGACUCCAUCCACAAUGGAGCUGCCCCUAUCCUCUCGUCCUCGAACAACAAGGAGGUUCCAGACUCAUACAUCGUUGUGUUCAAGAAGCAUGUCAAAGCCGAGUCGGCCGCUGCUCACCACAGCUGGGUGCAGGACAUCCACAGUGCUCAGAACGAGCAUUUUGAGCUAAAGAAACGGGGUCUCUUUGACUUCACCGAGGAGACCUUCUCUGGCCUGAAGAACACUUUUGACAUCGCUGGAACCCUUGUGGGCUACUCAGGACACUUCCAUGAAGAUGUGAUUGAGCAAGUUCGCAGACAUUCUGACGUCGAAUACAUUGAGAAAGACUCUGAGGUCCAUACAAUGGAGGACAACACUGUGGAGAAGAGUGCACCAUGGGGUCUCGCUCGUAUCUCCCACCGUGACGGCCUUUCUUUCGGUACAUUCAACAAGUACCUGUAUGCGUCAGAAGGCGGUGAGGGAGUUGAUGCUUACACCAUUGACACUGGUAUCAACAUCGAUCAUGUUGAUUUCGAGGGUCGUGCCCAGUGGGGAAAGACCAUACCUACCAAUGAUGAAGAUCUUGAUGGCAACGGCCACGGAACUCACUGCUCUGGAACUAUUGCUGGCCUGAAAUACGGUGUUGCCAAGAAGGCUAACCUCUACGCCGUCAAGGUGCUGAGAUCGAGCGGUUCUGGUACCAUGUCCGAUGUCGUCGCUGGUGUUGAGUGGGCUGUCAACUCUCAUCUCAAGAAGGCCAAGGAUGCUAAGGACGGUAAGAUCAAGGGAUUCAAGGGUAGUGUUGCCAACAUGAGUCUCGGUGGUGGCAAGUCUAGAACCCUUGAAGCUGCCGUCAAUGCUGGUGUCGAGGCUGGCCUUCACUUCGCUGUUGCCGCUGGUAAUGACAAUGCCGACGCCUGCAACUACUCCCCCGCAGCUGCCGAGAACCCUAUCACUGUUGCGGCUUCGACUCUCCAGGAUGAGCGGGCGUACUUCUCCAACUAUGGAAAGUGCACUGACAUUUUCGCUCCUGGCCUCAACAUUCUCUCCACUUGGAUUGGUUCCAAGCACGCUGUCAACACCAUCUCGGGAACCUCGAUGGCCUCUCCUCACAUUGCCGGCCUGUUGGCUUACUUUGUCUCCCUCCAGCCCUCCAAGGACUCUGCCUUUGCUGUGGACGAGCUCACUCCCAAGAAGCUUAAGAAGGAUAUCAUUGCCAUCGCCACCCAAGGUGCCCUUAGCGAUGUUCCAUCCGACACUCCCAACCUCCUUGCCUGGAACGGUGGUGGCUCCUCUAACUACACUGACAUUGUCACAAGCGGUGGUUACAAGGCUGCUUCUAGCGUUAAGGACCGCUUCGAGGGUCUGGUUCACAAGGCCGAGAAACUUCUCACUGAGGAGCUUGGUGCUAUCUACAGCGAGAUUCAUGAUGCUGCUAUUGCUUAA